AUGCGCUUCGUCUCCAGCCUGGUGUCGCUGGUGCUGCCGCUCGCCGCGGUAGCCCACAAGCUGACUACCAUCAGCAACCUCUCCAUCUACGACCCCCCGGCCGACUACAACGACCCCCAGGUCCUGUACGCCCGGCCGCUGGAGCUCUCCGACGGCACCCUCCUAGCGACCUGGGAGAACUACUCCCCGGAGCCGCCCAUGGUGUACUUCCCCAUCUUCAAGAGCACCGACGGCGGAAAGAAGUGGAAGGAGAUCUCCAAGGUCACCGAUCAGGUCAACGGCUGGGGCCUGCGAUACCAGCCAUUCCUGUACGAGCUGCCCCAGCGGUUCGGAAAGUACCCCAAGGGCACCAUCCUCUUGUCGGGCAGCAGCAUCCCCACCGACCUCAGCCAGACCUUGAUCGAAGUCUAUGCCAGCCGCGACAAGGGAUACACCUGGGAGUUUGUUAGCCAUGUUGCCCUCGGAGGCGAGGCUCUCCCCAACCACGGCCUCACCCCCGUCUGGGAGCCCUUCCUGAUGACCUACAAGGAGAAGCUUGUUCUCUACUACUCUGAUCAGCGUGACAACGCCACCCACUCUCAGAAGAUGGUCCACCAGACCACCACUGACCUGAAGAAGUGGUCCGCGGUUGUCGAUGACGUCGCCUACGAGAACUACUAUGCCCGCCCCGGCAUGCCCACCGUUGCCAAGCUCCCCAACGGCGAGUACAUCUACGCCUACGAGUACGGCGGCGAGCCCUCCCAGUCCGCCUACUGGUUCCCCGUCUACUACCGCAUCUCCAAGGACCCCCUCAAGUUCUCCGCGGCCGAGCACCACCGCGUCGACCCCAUCAACGGCGCCACCCCCGCCGGAUCUCCCUACGUGGUCUGGAGCAAGUACGGAGGCAAGAACGGCACCAUCGUCAUCAACGGCGCCUCCAACUCCGAGAUCUACACCAACCAGAAGCUCGGCCACCCGGCUUACUGGAAGAAGUGGUCGGUUCCCCAGCCGAACGCUUACACCCGCGCCCUCAUGGUGUUCAAGGAGGACCCGGAUAUGUUGAUGAUCAUGGGAGGUGGUUACCUGCCCCCGGGCAAGACCAACGAGAUCAGCCUGAGCGUUGUCAGACUCUCGGAGAUCAUGAAGGAGUAG
Messenger RNA from Ilyonectria robusta, 1131 nucleotides. RefSeq lists its product as uncharacterized. The transcript has 2 exons. Bases 1 to 1131 code for a protein of 376 amino acids. The record is from RefSeq and is a predicted model, not a curated record. Lineage: Eukaryota; Fungi; Ascomycota; Sordariomycetes; Hypocreales; Nectriaceae.